This is a messenger RNA of Microstroma glucosiphilum, 2042 nucleotides long. RefSeq lists its product as hypothetical. The transcript has 3 exons. Lineage: Eukaryota; Fungi; Basidiomycota; Exobasidiomycetes; Microstromatales; Microstromataceae. The record is from RefSeq and is a predicted model, not a curated record. Bases 197 to 1861 code for a protein of 554 amino acids.
GAACAGGCAGAAGCCACAGAAGACGCACGAGCCUACCUGCGUCUAGCCUAAGCAAAUCGUUUCUUCCGGACCGCUCCACUGAGCGUACGUCUUUCCUUUGUAUUUUAUUGGCUCGUCAGGCUAUAUCGCCUUCUUGGAGCGACGUCGGUCCUUAGUAUUGCUACCACUUUCCUUUGGAGCCAGCUCCAUCAUUAUCAUGGCACGGCCGUCCUCCCCUUCUCGUCCUGCGACGGAGGCGACGCCGCUUCUGCCUCCCGCAACGCAGGAGACUUCCUUCUCGACUCCCUCUACUCCCUCGACAUCCACUCGGCAAAUCUCACCCGAUCUAGUGCGGGGCAUACUCAUGAUGCUCAUGGCCAUGGAUCACACUUCCGCUAAUCUCGGGGCCUACCCGCACGGAACCGGCACUGUCAGCGAGAGUCCAACCACGCCCAUUACUAGAUUUAGUGAUCCAUUUCCGUACGUUCUCAGAACUAGCACUCAUCUUUGUGCUGGCGGAUUCGCUAUGUUGAUGGGGAUGGGAGUGGUCUACUUUGCAGAAAGCCGGAAGCAACAGAUGUUGUCACCCUGGCAGCAGAUCAAGCACUACGCAGUACGAGCCAUCGCCAUCCUCGUCGUGAACACUCUCUCGUGCCACCUCACUAGUAUCAUUAGUAUGGGCCCCCACAUCUGGCUAUUCAACAUCGUGCUCCCUGCUCUGGCUCUGGAUUAUUUCCUGGCCGGUGUGCUGUACACGGGCAUCAUCUACUACCUGGAGCCUGCUUUGAGGAGCUCUUUGGAUGGACAGGUGAAGCAGUCGGCGUCUCGGCAACGAGAAGGAGAGGUGCAGCAGCACGUGUCCAACGACGCUCCGUCGGCCUCGACUAUGAAGACACACAGCAUAGUCAACAUCUUGUUGCUGAUACUCUCCGCAGUAGUGCUGUGGAUGAACGUCUGGACAUCUCCCAACGAAGGUCAAUGUGACAAGGCCGUAUCUCCAAUGACCAUAGGUGGCUCCCCGGCAGUGGAGACCAUACUGGGUCUCUCGUCUAUGCCUGAACAAGCUUCAUUCGCGGCAUUGACCGCAGACCCUGGUCAUUGUUCGUCUAUGGGAAGCGCAUUGUGGUGGCUUCUCUUCCAGAGUGUCACUUGCCUUGACCUAGGCAUCGUUUCAGUGUUCCCUCCCGUUGGCUGGCUCUCCUUUACCAUCUUCGGACUGAUCUAUGGUCGGAUGCUUCUAUCACCAGCGCGCAAGACCUCUACUGCUUUCCGAGCCUCAACCAUCAAUCUUGCCUUUACUAUCUUCUUUUCUCUCCUCUUCGUCUCCACCAGACUGCUACAGUAUGGCAAUCUCUCCACGGACUGUAUCAACACACAACACGACGCCUCACAAUCCUCUGCCUCGGCUAAUCAGUACCUCACUUCCUGGAGGGCCUUCUUCUACAUCGUCAAGUAUCCCCCAUCACCAGCAUACGCCUUCUUCUCUCUAGCAGGCAACUUCCUCCUCCUCUACCUCUUCUCCAUCAUCCUCUCCACCAGCUCCACCUCUCCCCUAGCAGGAGUAGGCACGUGCCUCUCCUCUCCACUCAACCCACUACUGGUAUACGGCACCAACCCCCUCUUCUUCUACGGCGCGCACUUCUGGGCAAUCAAGAUCGUCUCUCUCAUCCUUCCACACCUGCCCUUCAAGGGUACCAAGCCCACACUGGACGACCCGAACAAACCUGGAGGAGGCUGGAAUCGCCCAAGACCACAUGUUGGGCUUGGCUGGCUUUACUGGACUUCAGUGGGGGUGGUGCUGGUGAGCAUGUACUUUGCGUGUUUGAAGUAUGGACAAUUCAAGAGGACCAGGGGGAGGGAGAGCGUGUGGCGCUUCCUGUAGUGGAGAAGGUGGACUGAGUCACGUAAGGGGAGGUCUUCUCACUCACAGACGUGUGGCCAGUCUGCUUCUUCUCAACAAUGUGUAUAGCAUAACGUGACAAUGAACGGACAGUCUGUAACAAACGAGCCAGUGUGAGAGCGACAGGUAAUACCGCCCUCCUCAAUCCCUCCUCAGCAUGUCC